AUGAUGCAAGUUCAUAUCUAUCUAGCUAUCCUCAAACACUAUCUAUCUAUCUAUCUAUCUAUCUAUCUAUCUAUCUUAGGCUGUUUUAGCUACUUUCUUAUUGAAGAACCAAGACAAAAGUCACGUCAAAAUCAAAUCUUACUAAAAUGGCCUUCACUUGAGAGAGAGAGAGAGAGAGAGAGAGAGAGAGAGAGAGAGAGAGAGAGAGAUCUUAUGACUCGUUGUUCUUUUUCUUUCUUUCUUUCUCAUUCAGUCUGCUCAUAUCUAUCUGUUUAUCUAUCUAUCUUUAUUUACCUCUCUCAACUCCCCUCUCUCUCUCUCUCUCUCUCUCUCUCAUAUUGUAAUUCUCUUUCUUUUUCAUUCAUACUUUAUUUCUCUCUUUCACUUCCUCUUUCUCUAUCCCAAAUUGUACUUCUUUUUUCUUUAUUUCUUUUCUUUUGUCUUUUUCUUUCUUUUAUUUCUUUCUUCCCCACCCCAAUACCAAUAUUAGGUUCUUUCUUUCUUAAUUUUCCCAUCUCUCUCUCUCUCUCUGUCUUUUUGUCUUUCUUUCUCUGGCUCUCUUUCUCUCUCUCUCUCUCUCUCUCUCUCUCUGUUCUUGUCUCUCUCUUUGUCUCUCUGACUCUCUGUAUCUGUCUAUCUUUCUAUUUAUGUCUCGUUCGAUAG
This is a messenger RNA of Acanthosepion pharaonis, 663 nucleotides long. The record is from the annotation of a GenBank genome assembly. NCBI's taxonomy places the organism in Eukaryota, Metazoa, Mollusca, Cephalopoda, Sepiida, Sepiidae.